ACGAAACCAGAGACCGAGCUAGGGGGCCGAGCUGGUAUUUAAAAACACGACGCAGCCGCUCAAUAACGGAACCGCGGUAAUGUUCAUUCUCAGGACAGAGCGCGUCAGGAGAAGAAGGGAAUAGAAAUACGAACUGAAGAGGAAGGGGAGACUCAGUCAAGCAACCUUUGAUGAUUUUAAUUCUUCUAUGCUUUGAAGACAUAUACACAGUCGCAAUGGAAUAAAACAAAACAUCCACGUAUGAAAGACGAAGGCUACACCGAAUUUCACCGCGGUUUCUCAAUUGCCUGAGGAAAUGUACAGAAUAGCCUCCAUCAUUGAAAAUGCGUCACAUGUCAGGAUGAUCUUCGUUGGACAUAGACUGCUGAUGGAAAUGAUGUCAUAUAAAAUGAAGGCAAAUUCCGCGCGCAACUGACGUCUAGGGCUUCAUUAUAUCAGAGCAGGUGCGGUGUGUGUGUGUCCCUGCGACAUUUACCGUUAUACGCGUGUUCUGAAGAUUUAACUGUGAACGUGGCGUGGGCCUGCAAGUCUGAUCACAGAGAAGAGAACCGGGAUCUAUAACAACUUGAUGUCAACCUGAGAAAUAAAACAUACUGGGAAAAUGUCAUCUGCAAUUGAAAGGAAGACGAUGGAGGCUAACGAGGAGCCGGUGGACGAGGUGUUACAGAUGCCCCCGUCCCUCCUGAACUGUGGGGGGUGCCAGCAGAGCAUCGGGGACAGGUUCUUCCUGAAAGCCAUUGAGAAGUACUGGCACGAGGACUGUCUGAGCUGUGACCUGUGUGGCUGCAGACUGGGAGAGGUGGGACGAAGACUCUACUACAAACUGGGACGCAAGCUCUGCCGCAGAGACUACCUCAGGCUGUUUGGACAGGACGGGCUGUGUGCUAGCUGUGAGAAGAGGAUCAGAGCGUUUGAGAUGACCAUGCGUGUGAGGGACAAGGUCUACCACCUGGAGUGUUUUAAAUGCGCGGCCUGCCAGAAACACUUCUGUGUCGGGGACCGUUACUUGCUCAUCAACUCAGACAUUGUGUGUGAGCAGGACAUCUUUGAGUGGACCAAACUCAACAACAACAUGGUUUAGUAGUUUCUAGAACACUCUAGAACAUUCUAAAAACACUCUAGAACACCUCAAAAACAUGGUGUAGAACACUCUAGAACAUUCUACAACACUCCAGAGCACCUCAAAAACAUGGGGUAGAACACUCUAGAACAUUCUACAACACUCUAGAACACCUCAAAAACAUGGGGUAGAACACUCUAGAACAUUCUACAACACUCUAGAACACCUCAAAAACAUGGGGUAGAACACUCUAGAACAUUCUACAACACUCUAGAACACCUCAAAAACAUGGGGUAGAACACUCUAGAACAUUGUAGAAGACCACAACGAUGAGAUGGUUUUGACUGUGAUCGUGACCUCUCCAUUUGGAAUCAACAGCAUGAUAAAAUAUCUCAAGAUGUACAGCAAGAUAAUCGAUCUCAAACUUUUGGACAAAGGUCGCCACAUACGACGCUCUCUUGUACCUCUCAAGUCUGUUUAGAUGUUUGAAGAGAGUUGUUUCACCAUUGAUCUGUACUGGAGGCAAAAGGAAGGCUCAAUCCACCAGCGAAGGGAGAAAAGUUUCAUUAUCUUGGGUUCCACCCUUUCAAUGCAAAAUAAGGAAAAUGUAUACAUGCAAUAAUCUAUGUGCUCAUUGCAGAAAUGUCAAUAUUUCUUGCAUCAUGCAGUGUAAUAGAGAUUUGCUCAUAGAGCUAAAUGAUGAGCGGUGUCACUGGAAUUUUUUGUUGUCCAACACUGUUAUUUCACCUCUCUAAGGAAAUAUUUGUUAUGAAUAUAUAUAAAGUGUUCUGUCCAAAAAAAGGUUGAUUCCAUUCCGAAGUAAUACAUUCGUAAAGUUAAAGUCUGUUUGGGGAGUCCGCAUGUGCCCCCUAGUGGCCAAGGGGAAAGCUUUCAGUAUUAUUUCAAUAGGACUGAAAGAAGUUCAAAAGACAAGUUUCCAAUGUUUUAUUUGUUUUGUUUUUGUAACUUUUGUUUUCUUUCAAUAUGGCUCAAAAACUUUGGGAUAUUUGUUAUUUAUAUCUGUUUAAUUAAACCCUCAUUAAAAUAUGUUACAUUUAGUAGA
Messenger RNA from Salvelinus namaycush (lake trout), 2123 nucleotides. It is a transcript of the gene lmo2, whose product is annotated as LIM domain only 2 (rhombotin-like 1). NCBI's taxonomy places the organism in Eukaryota, Metazoa, Chordata, Actinopteri, Salmoniformes, Salmonidae. Gene Ontology annotation, biological process: positive regulation of transcription by RNA polymerase II. Gene Ontology annotation, molecular function: transcription coactivator activity; DNA-binding transcription factor binding. The record is from RefSeq and is a predicted model, not a curated record. The coding region runs from base 602 to 1081 and encodes 159 amino acids. The transcript has 3 exons. Gene Ontology annotation, cellular component: nucleus.